AGGAAUGUGUACUCAUUUCUGGCCCGAUUGCUGUGUUGUGGGCACAUUUACUAAAGCAGACAUAUAUCUGAACAGUGGUUUAUCAGCGCGGCCUCAUCUCGUGCCAGUGUGAGACCGGUUUACAGACAAGAUGUCUAGCACUAGUCACGCUUCCUUCCUGCCAGUGGUUUAUUGCUUCAGUUUGAAUAGUGCGUCUGCAAGUGGGGGAGAAAACAGAUCAAAGCUACAGAACAUAGACACCGAUAGAAGAUUUCUCCAAGAAAGGUGUGUCAUCUUGAAUGAUUACAUCUCUGGAAACAAGAGACUUAAAGCUUUCCCACUACCCUCUUCCCUGUCUCCAAGGGCAAUGCAGCAGACAUGGUUUAUGGUGAUUGUUAUUCUUUAUUGCUUGGGACAGAAUGACACCCUGGGUAUUCAGGCUUGCCAACCGCAGCCUACAUGUUCUGAGUGUUUGAGAAGUCCUGGCUGUGCAUGGUGUAAACAAAAGGACUUCCUCAAGCCAGGAGAGGCGAAUGAACGUCGAUGUGAUUCGGCCGAGUCACUGCAAAGUAGGAAAUGUGCAAAUGGCCAAAUGAUCAACCCCAAGUCACCCCCGGAGGUCAAGAAGGACCGUGAGCUGAGCAGUACAAAAGAAAAUGUGAUCCAGCUGAAGCCACAGUCCAUUCACCUCAAACUGCGAAUAGGUCAGCCUUCUGAGUUUAAAGUGUCAUUCAAGCGUGCCGUGGGCUACCCCAUAGACCUGUACUACCUGAUGGACCUCAGCUUUUCCAUGAAGGAUGACCUGGACAAUAUCAAGGACUUGGGGAAGGACAUCCUCACCACUCUAGAGCAGUUCACCAAAGACAGGCACAUAGGGUUUGGAUCAUUUGUGGAUAAGGUGGCACUGCCGUACGUUAGCCAGCUGAAGUCCAGACUGAAGAACCCAUGCCCCAACCGCCUGGAAAAGUGCCAACCGGCUUUCAGCUUCCGGAACGUUCUCCCUCUGACAAAACAGGCAGAGAGGUUCAAGGUGGAGGUGGGCAAGCAAAAGAUCUCCGGUAACCUGGAUUCGCCCGAGGCCGGACUGGACGCCAUCAUGCAGUCAGUUGUCUGCCGGACUGAGAUUGGAUGGAGAAACGUCACCAGCAUUCUGGUCUACACGUCUGAUGACACCUUUCACAUGGCGGGAGAUGGACGACUGGCUGGAAUCUACAGCCCCCACGAUGGGCAGUGCCACCUAGAUGGCACAUCUACCUAUGAGGGCACACUCCAGGAUUAUCCUUCUGUAGGCCAUCUCUCUAAGGUUCUUCAGAGGAACAAUAUGCAGCUCAUCUUUGCUGUCACCGAGGAAAUCUUCCCGGCGUACAAGGCACUGAGUGAGUUGAUCCCUCGCUCUGUGGUGGGGGUGCUGACAAAAGACUCUAGCAAUGUGGUGCAGCUCAUCUCAGAUGCAUACAGAAAUCUGUCCUCCUCCAUAGUGUUUGAACAUGAGCAUGCCCCAGCAGGCCUGGCCAUCUCCUAUCGAUCACUCUGUGAGGGAGGGCAGUACCCUAACUGGAGCAGCCGAGGGGAGUGCAGCGGAGUUAAACUUGACCAGCAGGUGAAUUUCACUGUGCGCUUGAACGCAACAGCCUGCCUGGCGGAGAUGCAGCAGUUCAGCAUCAAAGUGCAGGGCAUUAGUGACAUCCUAACUGUUUUCGUGGAGACUUUCUGUGACUGCGACGGCCAUUGCCAGGACCGUGAGGAGAAAGCACCUGACUGCAAAGGCAACGGAACGUUUCACUGUGGCAUGUGCAGCUGUGAUGGUAUGCAUCUUGGCCAGCACUGUGAGUGUGAGGUGACAGACGACUUUGACUCCAUGAAGGCUCUGUCCGCACUCUGUCGUCAGACAAACAAAUCAGAGAUAUGCGAUGGCCAUGGGGACUGUGAGUGCGGGAAAUGUUCCUGCCAUAGCCAUUAUCGCGGUGAUUACUGUGAAUGUGAUGACAAGAGCUGUUCCCAGGACAACAAUAUGCAGUGGUGCAACGGCAAGGGCUCAUGCAACUGUGGCAAAUGUCUGUGUGAGGAGGGAUACACUGGUGAAAGUUGUCACUGUCCUGUGGACAAACGGGACUGUAUUAAAGGUGAUGGCCUGGUGUGCAGUGGACAAGGCGAGUGUCCUUGUGACCGAUGCAUCUGCAAUGGGAAAGUCACUGGGAAGUACUGCCAGUCGAUCCAAGAGCCAUGUAGCAAAAAGUAUCAGACAUGCACACUGUGUGCCGUUCAGAAGGGGGAGGACUGCAAUACGGAAUGUGAUGGUAUGACUACAAAGAAGGUGCCUGGCCCACAAGAAUAUGUCUGUCUUCAUGAGGGACUCACCUUCCAAGUCAAAGUAACAGAUGAAGGACUCAUCCAGAUACUCUACGCAGACCUGCCCCAAUCGAUUGAUAAAACACACGUCAUCAUCGGGAGCUCAGUGAUCAGUAUUUUGUUGAUCGGUAUUGUGGUGAUCAUCGUGUACCGGCUGCUGAUAGAGCUGUACGACCGCAACGAAUACCGCAACUUUCUGAACGCCCAGAAGCAGACUACGUGGAAUGAACAAAACAAUCCGCUCUUCCAGGAAGCCACUACGACCGUCAUGAACCCCUUGCAUGAAGGGGAUGAUUAGAGAAGACUUGCAUGUCUGUCAUGUUCAGCACGGCCUCUGUUCUCUCAUCAAGUGAUGACUUACAUUUACAGGGAGAAAUCAUUGUUUUAAAGACAUGAAUUAAUUCAUGUUCCAAAAAAUGUAUGGUAUUAGUUUGUAAAAAAGAUUAUCGUAAGUUUUUUUGUAAAUGUAUAUCACAUGUUUUAAUUUAAAGGAAGAGAUUUAUACGGGAAUGUUUAAGAUGUAAUCUGUUUAAUUUGCCAAGACAGUCUUCUAAUUAUACUUGAAUGAAAUCGGCUUGUUGUUACAAUAAACUUUUGAAAGGGUUAGUUAUA
Messenger RNA from Clupea harengus (Atlantic herring), 2940 nucleotides. RefSeq names its product integrin beta-7-like. Gene Ontology annotation, biological process: cell adhesion mediated by integrin; integrin-mediated signaling pathway; cell-matrix adhesion. Gene Ontology annotation, molecular function: integrin binding. Gene Ontology annotation, cellular component: integrin complex; focal adhesion; cell surface. Lineage: Eukaryota; Metazoa; Chordata; Actinopteri; Clupeiformes; Clupeidae. The record is from RefSeq and is a predicted model, not a curated record.